Phragmites australis (common reed) is the source of this 4842-nucleotide messenger RNA. Its product is annotated as BRCT domain-containing protein At4g02110-like. The transcript has 10 exons. The record is from RefSeq and is a predicted model, not a curated record. Lineage: Eukaryota; Viridiplantae; Streptophyta; Magnoliopsida; Poales; Poaceae. The coding region runs from base 257 to 4708 and encodes 1483 amino acids.
CUCACCGACCUAGAGGUCACGACCCAUGCACCCGGUCCAGAUAAAGAAAAGCAAAAACGAGGCCCGAAAAAGAUUUUCGUUUCAGUUCCCUCCCAAACCGAAAUCCCCAUUUGGAUCCCCCCCCCCCUCUCCCUCGACUCUCCCUCGACUCGAGUCUUCCGCAGGCAAGCCACGAACAAUCCCCAAACCCAAGAGCAAACCCUAGCCCCUCCGAUUCCACGCACACACCUCGGGAUUUCGCCGUCCACCCGCCCCCAUGGCCUCUCCCAGCGGCGACGACGACUUUGACGACGAGCGCCUCUUCGACGGCGUCCGCUUCGUCCUCGCCGGCUUCGACCAUGCCGCCGAGUCCCAGUACCGGUCGGAGAUGGUGCAGCGCGGUGGCGUUGACGCCGGGCGGUUCGGCAACGACUGCACCCACGUUGUCGUGUGGGGCCGCGUCUACGAUGACCCAGCGUGCGAGGCGGCGCGGGCUGAAGGGAAGAAGGUCGUCAGCGAGCUGUGGGUGGACGACAGUUUGGAUCGUGGGGUUCUGGCUGAUGCAGAUAGGGUUAUCUAUUGGCCAGUGAGAGAUUUGAAUGGAAUACCGGGUGGUCAGUCACUGCACAUUUGCUUGACGGGUUACCAAAGAAACUAUCGUGAAGACAUAAUGAAAAUGGUUUCUUUGAUGGGAGCGCAAUUUUCCAAACCUUUGACUGCAAAUGCAGCCACUCACCUUAUUUGCUACAAAUUCGAAGGUGAGAAGUAUGAGCUUGCUAAAAAGGUGAACAUCAAACUUGUUAAUCACCGGUGGUUGGAAGACUGCUUAAAGGCGUGGGAAGUUCUUCCAGUCGAUGAUUAUAGCAAAAGUAGUUGGGAACUAGAAUUAAUGGAAGCGCAAGGUAAUGACUCUGAAGAUGAAGCAAAAGAUGCAGGUCAAAGGCCAUUGAACAGUAGGUCCAGUGUCAGGUGCAUGCACAACUCAAACAAAUGUGCAGAAACUUCUGUCAACCCUGACGUCAAUGCACCAAUGCGAUCACCUAUUAUUCUCAGUGGUAAUAGAGAGGUACCUGUGGAAAGGCAUUUGAACACCCCUGGUCAUAUCAGGGGGACAGAAGAUGCAGGCAGCAAGACACAUGAUAUCACAGCCCAAAGCAGUCCUAACUCUAGUAUGUUGCCAGUUUCUGCUAAGGCCGAUGUCUUUGCACCCAUUCAAGCUCCAUUUGUCCUGAGUGAAAAGAGAGAGAAUGUUGCAGUAAGAGACAUAAAUAGCCCGAGCCCGAUUCAGGAAGCUGAAGAAAAAUAUGUUAGUGCAAGGACACUGGACAUUACAAGUGGCGCUCUAGGCGCUCCAAGCUCAAGCAAGAUGACUAUUUUUGGUAAUCGUCAUUUACAUUCCUUAAAUGGGACCCCGACCAUCCUAAAUGGCAAUAUGGAUCAUGUUUCUGGAAAAUGUUCGGUCAAUCAUGAUCAGAUCAAUGUUACUAAAGCCCAAUUGACUAGUCCUUUGAGAGGAAAUCCAUCUGUGAAUGAGCUUGAUUUAUCAAAAGUCAACGACAUGCAUCGUCAGGAGACAGAUGGUCCCUCAGGUAAUCAUAUCGCAGCAGCUGGUCAGUCAAAUAUUGAUGACAAGCUCACCAAUCAUGAGGUCAAUCCAAAUUCGGGAGGUGAUUUCAUAUCCAACAACAUCAAGAACCCAAGUAACUCUAAAAAGGCUUCUCGGAAAUUAUUGUCACCUGAAGGGCAUUCUGUUCACCAUAUGGCAUCACCUCACAGUGCUGAAGAAAGCACACAGAGAGCUGAUUCCAAUAUUUCUUCGGUAGGGAUGGGACAACAAGUUGUUGAGCAUGCUGACAUUCUGAGUAUGAAAGGUAAUGAGAAUAUUAAGAAUGCGGAUGGACUUGAUGGAGCAUAUGCUCAGAAAAGGAAGAGCUUAAUUUCCCCAGCUAGCUUAAAUUUACAAAAGAGAGAUGUGGUGUCGGAAACUGGUCCUGUAGAUCGUCCAUUUGUGAGUAGGCUGAGUGAUGCAUCUGAACCAGCGAAUGUUUCAUCUGCAGGGACAAAUCCUGCUGAAGCCAAUGCUGUUAAUUUGGGAAAUCAACAAUCUAGCUUAUCUACAAGCAGACAAUCAAGAUUUAGGACAAAUUCUCUCAAGCAUGGUGGUCCUAUUAAUGGAGUCCAUCUUCCUGAAUAUUCUUCAAAUGGUAAGAAUGUAAAAUCUCUACUGAAAGCAAGAACGUCACUAAAGGCAAUGACAGAAAACAGAUGCACCACAAGUCCUUUAGCUACGGUUCAAGAUGGAAAAACAAGUUCAGGCUUCUCCUUUCGAAACAAGGAUGGGGAAGAUGCACAAGCUAGCGGUAAUGCAGUGAAUCAAGAUUCCUUGCAUCUGUUGCAUGAGAUAGGAAAUGCUCGCACAGAGGACCAGUCAUGUGACAUGUCUGUUCACAGUUCAAGGAAUUCACAAGUUGUUUCCUGUUCUGGAAAUGCUGACACCAAGAUAACUGAUGCACCCGAUGUCAACAAUAAAGAAGUAGCAGUGGCUUCAGAUUUUAAACUUGAGAAGGUGUCUGAUACCACCGUGAAAAAAGGCACAAAACGAUUUCAGGACACUUCAAGCCAUUUUCAGGGUGAAACAAGUUAUUCAAAGAAAGUAGCAAUUCCUAUAGAAAGGAAUGCUGGUGCAAAGAGGCCUCGAAAUGCUAGCAUUGAGGCUGAUGGGUCAGUUCCUAACAGUGGUAAUAAAGUAGUUUCUGAGUCACGGCCUGCCAAAGUGAUUCCUCGUGAACAUGCUGAUCCAGCCUCUAAAAACAGCUGCAGUAUUGCAAGUGCAGCAGAACUCAAACCAAUUUCUCCAAAGAAAGUACUGAUUUGUAGAGUGAGGAAUACUGUUGCCAAGAGGGCACAGGAUGCUCACAGCAAGUUUGACGAUGCACAGGUACCUUCCAGUUUGGAGUUUGGUAAGGUGGUUUCUCAAGAAAAUAUUGAGAUAAACCGUAAAAAGUUUUUUGACACUGCAAAUGCUGAUGAACAUCAAAUAAAUUCACCCAAGAAACUACCUAACACCAGAGUGAGGAACACAGCUGCGAAGAGGUCUCGGAAAUCUGACACCAACAUGAGCAAUGAAACAUUAAUUGAUAAAACUGAGACAGUGGCUGCUGGGUCAUUGUUUGAUGACUUGUUUGCCUCAGACAAUGUCGAAGACUGCCCUAAAAAGCUUUCAAGUAGUGCAAGUGCUAGUGACUGUGGUAUACUUUACCCCAAGAACGUACCGAAUACAAGAGUUAGGAAUGCAGUUGCCAAGAGGAAAAUAAAAACUGUAGAAGACAAUUUAGGCAGCAAAUGUGACAAAAUUGGUAGUGCCAUUGCAUCUGUACCUAAAACUGCUUCAUCAAAGAGAAUCGAAGAGAUUUCUUGCAAUGUUAACAAAGUAACUGCUGAUCAAGACUCCGAGAAGGCCAACAAGGAUGGGAUGAGAGAUGUAUCUGGAUUGUCUUGCCAAGAUUCCGACAUGGUAGACAAGCCUGAGGGACCACACAAUUCUAAGUUGAGAAGCGGGAAAAGAAAUAAAGUUCUGACUUCAGAUCAUGAAAGGGAGAACAGACAAGACCAUAGUAAUCUCAACUCUAAAUCAAACGCUAGAACUGGCAGUUUGUGUUCCAAAUUUGAUGCAAGAUCAAUGCAGAAAAGCACAGAUGUGCUCAGUGAGCACAGAAGGAUAAAAGGAGAUAAAUCAGGGAUGCUGAUCACGAGUGAACCUGCUUUGUUUAUUUUAAGUGGAAAUCGCCAGCAAAGAAGGGAAUAUCGGUCAAUACUUAGACGCCUGAAGGGACGAGUUUGUAGGGAUUCACAUCAUUGGUCAUACCAAGCAACACAUUUCAUCGCCCCAGACCCUCUCAGGAGAACUGAGAAGUUCUUUGCAGCGGCUGCAGCAGGCAGGUGGAUACUCAAGAGAGAUUACUUGACCUCGUGCAUUGAGGCUGGCAAGUUUGUAGAUGAAGAACCAUUUGAAUGGUUUGGUACAGACCUUAGUGAUGGAGAAAAAAUCAGUUUAGAAGCUCCCAAGAAAUGGCGCAUUUUAAGGCAGCAGAUGGGCCAUGGUGCCUUCUAUGGAAUGCAGAUCAUUGUCUAUGGACAGCUCAUAUUACCAACGCUGGACACACUGAAGCGCGCGGUUCGAGCUGGCGAUGGCACCAUUUUAGCAACAUCCCCGCCAUACACUCGAUUCUUAGACUCUGGUGUCGACUUUGCUGUGGUAUCAGCUAGCAUUCCAAGUGCAGACGCAUGGGUUCAAGAAUUCAUCAGGCAUGGUAUUCCCUGCGUCAGUACCGAUUAUCUGGUUGAGUACGUCUGCAAGCCUGGCCACCCACUUGACAGACAUGUUCUCUUCAAAACGAACGGUCUGGCCAACAAGUUCCUUAAGAAGCUAAUGAAGAACCAACAAGAAGUGGCCACAGAUAAGCCGGAGCCGACGAAAGACGACGAAGAUCCCGAGGACCUAAGUUGCUCGGUGUGCGGGCGCAAGGACCGGGGUGAAGUGAUGCUGAUCUGCGGCGACGAGGACGGUGCAGCCGGUUGUGGGAUCGGCAUGCACAUCGACUGUUGCAACCCUCCCCUAGAGGCUGUCCCCGAAGACGAUUGGCUGUGCCCCAAGUGCGACGUACCAAAAGCCAAGACGAAACCUACGAGAGGCACUGGCCACAAGUUGAGACCAUCCAAGCAAAUGUGAUCUUCUCGUUCCACGCCCCUGUUUUAUUGAACAGAAUAAUGUAAUAAUCGUCUCCAUUGUAAGUUUUUAGAAAUGCCGGCUCAGCAUUUCUUUGAUCAUGUUCCUGUUGGCUGUUCCCGUCAUUGGUUCACCUU